Messenger RNA from Macrobrachium nipponense, 1014 nucleotides. RefSeq lists its product as uncharacterized. The record is from RefSeq and is a predicted model, not a curated record. The transcript has a single exon. The coding region runs from base 1 to 1014 and encodes 337 amino acids. Lineage: Eukaryota; Metazoa; Arthropoda; Malacostraca; Decapoda; Palaemonidae.
AUGGACGACUUGUUUGAUUUCUGUUGUCGUCGAGGAGUCGACAGUGGUUUCCGAGCACCUGGUGCUCUUUUUGAUGCCGCUGUCGAUUAUCUCGAACCAGAAAUUGCCGUCGAUCACCCGAACAGCAGCUUGAUGGCGCCAUCUUCUGCCUUCGCCAGACCAACAGGUUUGGCCUUGUUGGCAGCCUUGGCGCUGGCUGUUUGCUGGAUGUAUGGAAUGUCUGGACGAACGUCUGAUGUUUUGGAAGAAUGUAUGGAAAGCGAACGAAUGGAUGUGUAUGAUAGCGAGGAUGAUGAUGAUGAACUGAAUAUCAGCGAAUGUGAGGAUAAUGAUGAUGAGGAUGAAACUGAUGUAUGUGAUAGUGAAUAUGACCUUGAAACUGAUGUGAGUGAGAAUGAGAAUGACCUGGAAACUGACGCGAGCAAAGUGUCUAGACUGGAAGAGAGUCUAGAACUGGAAGAUCUGAAAGAUAGUAAGGAGGAACUCGUAGAACUGGAAGAUCUAGAAGACAGCAAGAAGGAACUGGAAGAGACCCCUAAUAUUGAAGAAUUGGAAAGCACUGAGGAGGAAAGAGAGCUGCCGAGACUACAUCAAGAACAGCCAGAUGUAGAAAGGCAGAGGUUGGAAGAAACUCUGGAAAAAAGUCAGGUCUAUGGUACUAGAAUGGAAUAUCUGUGGAAGGAAGCAGAAAAGGCGAUUGAGCAGAUUCAACGUCAACUUGAGGAUAAAGAUAUUUUGCUGGAAAAGAAGGCCGAUGAGAGAGCAGCAAUGAACAGACAAAUCGAGAGUGCCUGCCUUCACAAAGAACAAGUUCUUAUUGAAAAUCGGCGCCUAGAACACGACUUGGAACUGGCUCUAGACCGAGGAGAGAAGAUAGAGAACUACAAUAAAGAACUGAAGGAGAAAAUAGUGUCUCUGGAGAGACAAUUAGAGGAGAAUGAUCAUUUGCUAAAAGAAACGGGACGAAGACGAGAGAGAAACGAAAAGUCUCUUCCAGAAGAAUAUGGUCGAUAA